AUGAAGCUCACCGCCGCCCCGCUCGCCUCCUUCCUCCGUCCGACCGUCGCCCUGCUCGUCGUCCUGCCGCUGCUUCUGAUUGGCUGGGCCGGCGCCGCAGCGCUCCCCGUGGACCGGCCGCUCAGCGCCCCGCUGAGAAACCAGGAGACGUACCAGGCGGUGCGGGACGUAUCCCAACACGCUCAGAAUAUUCAGACGGAGGACGACUCCAGCACCAGACUGCUGCCCAGAGUCAACACCGACCAGGACCACCUGAAGAUCUGCUGCCUCCACGCCAACAUCCUGGACUUCUACCUGAACAACAUCCUGCGUCAGCGAGACCACAUGCAUCCCAACAUGCACCGGCUGAAGACCGACCUCACCCGCGUCAGCGAGGACCUGCAGACUCAAGGAUGUAAUGUGACUCACUAUCACGACCAUCAUCACGCUGUGGAGUUUCGCAGGAAGCUCGCCAAGAUGGGCGGAGAGCGAGGAAUGACCAAAGCGGUCGGAGAGAUCGACAUCCUCUUCACUUACCUUCAGGACUUCUGCAUCCAGCCAAGAAACGACACCGCCGCCGCCGAGAUCUAA
This is a messenger RNA of Anoplopoma fimbria (sablefish), 570 nucleotides long. It is a transcript of the gene il22, whose product is annotated as interleukin 22. Gene Ontology annotation, cellular component: extracellular region. NCBI's taxonomy places the organism in Eukaryota, Metazoa, Chordata, Actinopteri, Perciformes, Anoplopomatidae. The transcript has 5 exons. The record is from RefSeq and is a predicted model, not a curated record. Bases 1 to 570 code for a protein of 189 amino acids.